Bolinopsis microptera is the source of this 3634-nucleotide messenger RNA. Its product is annotated as ribosomal oxygenase 1-like. The record is from RefSeq and is a predicted model, not a curated record. NCBI's taxonomy places the organism in Eukaryota, Metazoa, Ctenophora, Tentaculata, Lobata, Bolinopsidae.
CAACACUACUAUAUAACAAAUAAUUUGAGGGGGCAGGAAUGUCUGCAGCACACAUGUAUAACCAGCUGGGUACCCUAGCAGGGCUAACUGGCCCUGAAAUAAUCAAACCUGCUCUCAAGAUGAAAGCCAAGAAGAAAAAGAAGAAGAAAGUACCCAAUGGCCGGGCUAAAGCGUCGCUUUCUGACGCCAUGGAACCUGUAACCAAGGUAACCUGUCCCGUAUUCUCAGACGACGCGACCGCCACUUACGGUGAACUGUCCGGCCUCGCCACAUCCCUUCACGACGACCAAACCCAGGCACAGGAUCAGGAUACAUGCAGUGCACCAGAUUCCUCAGUACCACGUGACGCGCAGUUACUUGAGAGUCACGGAGCACGUGACAGUCACGUGACGAGCACGCUAACAAAUGGCGCUACUCCAGAGAGCUCUCCCGCUAGAGCACGUGACUCACCAGCGUUAUUAGCGUGUAAUUACGCGGGCUCCAGUGCCUCUCUGGAGCACUGCAAGGAAGUGAAAGAUUCAGUUGAUUCUGAACCUGUUUUGUUUUGUGCUGACCUUGAUCCGACUACUCAAAACUCCGAUCCGAAUACUUCUGCUUCUACCCUUAAGAGAAAGUUAAGUAAAACUCCCAACUCUACAUCAGAUGAUCAGACUGUGAAGAAAAAGAAGAAGAAAACUGGAAAUGCGGUCAGAUUGAAUAAGUUUAUAUCUGUUGUCGACCAAGUAGUGGAUAAUAUGACCAAACGUUCUGAUACUCUUAAUGCAAAAGAAGAGGCGAAACAGUUAUUUCAAUGGCUGAUACACCCUGUCAAACAGGAUCAGUUUUUCAAGGAGUUGUGGGAGAAAAAGCCGUUGCUAAUAAAACGUCACAAUUCAAAAUAUAAUGAAGAAUGGUUCUCCAGCAAAGAUUUCAGCGACAUUCUUAAAAACAACCCCAUCCAGUUUGGCACCCACCUGGACCUGACGUCCUACCGGGACGGUAAACGACAAACUCACAACAGACCAGGGCGGGCCUUCCCGGAUAUGGUCUGGAAACAUUACAACGAGGGAGGAAGCAUCAGGAUGCUGAACCCUCAGACUUACAGUGAACCUGUCUGGAGACUGCUGUCCACACUUCAGGACUUUUUCAGGUCCACAAUGGGGGCUAAUGUAUACCUGACUCCGCCCGGGACACAGGGGUUCGCUCCCCAUUAUGACGACAUUGAGGCGUUCAUGAUCCAGCUUGAAGGAAAGAAACACUGGCGACUAUACGCCCCCAGAACAGACGAAGAAACGUUACCGAUACACAGUUCUGAGAACUUCAAUCAGAACGAGUUGGGUAAGCUGAUACUGGAUACAGUGCUGGAAGCAGGGGACAUGUUGUACUUCCCAAGAGGAACUGUUCACCAAGGGAACUGUCUUCCUGACACCCACUCCUUACACAUCACUGUCAGUACAUACCAGACGAACACGUGGGGAGACCUGAUAGAGAAACUGCUCCCUAAAGCAUUAACUCUAGCUAGAGCGGAGGAUGUGGAGUACAGAGAGGGGCUACCCAGAGAUUAUAUGGACUAUACUGGCGUUUCCAAGUCUGAUUUAGACUCCCCUGCUCGUGCUAAUUUCUUCACCAAGGUAGAGAAGCUGAUGGCACAGUUAGUAAGGUUCGCUCCUGUCGACAGCGCGGCUGACGAGCUGGCUGCGCGGCUUCUCCACGACGCGCUACCCCCCAACAUUAACCGUUUCAGUGUGCUCAGCCAGCCGUCCUCAAGUGAGGAACAAUCCUCAGCAGCUAGACAAAUAUCAGAGUGUCACGAGGGAGUGACCGACCUGACACCCUCUGUCACCGCUCACUCUAAAGUCAGGAUGAUAACACCUUACGUUGCGAGACUGUUGGCUCACGAGGACUGUGUUAGUUUGCAACAUUCCGCUUCUAAUUCUAGACUCUUUCACGAGAUCGACCCUCAAGAAAUCGAUUAUCCUUCCGAUUACGGUCCGGCUCUAGAGAUGAUAACGAACACAUACCCCACCUUCUUAGAGGUAAAAGCACUACCACUUCCCACCCCUACUGCUGUACAGCUAGUCCAGGAACUCCUAGAUAUGAAUAUAUUGCAGCACAAGCCUGGAUCCAGCAACAAAUCUAACUCUCUUAUCGCAGCUAUCAAAUCUAGAGUUAACAGACCCGCCCCAAAAAUUAAAUCCAACAAACACGGUGGAAGUCAAGGUGAACUUACGGUCAAGGUCCGAACUAAUUCUUUUAGCAGGAAAACUAAAAGUCUGAAAGCUGCUCGACCCACGAGUGAAGUGUUUGAGAAAUCCAACACGGGGGAGUCACCCUUCGUGUUUAGGAGAAAUAGAACUCUUGAGAGAUGACAUGACACUGAAUUUUAGAGAAACUGAAUUUGAUAUUUGAUUGAUAUUGUAUGUAGUCCUUUUAAUAACUUGUCCAAAACGAAAAAGCUCGAGCCACUCUUUAAUGUUCUGUUUUAAACGUGCAAAUAUUAAAUGAACCACCGAAAUCGUGAAUAUAUCUGAUCAACUUAAUUUAGAUGCCCCAUCAAAAAUAGUAUUUGGAAUAGCUGAUAACCAAUAUAUUAGCUGAUAACAGAUAUGCCGGAGCCCCCCUUCAGAACUGAAACAUUUCAACGAAGAAGUUUGUCUUUUUAGCGAGCACUGGCAGCCCGUUUUCCCUCCUGUUUCUCCUCUCUUUGAUCCGUUUAUCCACGUUACAGGCUAUCAGAGACAAAGCCACACUGCUCAAACACAGUAUCACUAUAAUCAUACUUGCCAUGAUAUUAGCUGCCAGAAGAUUCGCUGAAAUAAGGACUGCGUUAAAUCAUGAUACAGCAACUUUACACCGUUAUGAACUGGAACUGGAACUUGUAUAUUGUAUAAUAUAGCUUAUUAAUCUAAAAUAUAAACACCACUCACUUCUGUGAGUACAGCAGGUGCCCAUGUAGCCCCCAGCACAGGAACAUGACCCGUUAGUCAACUCCUUCCCUCCGUUAUAACACCGUACCCUACAAGACUGAAUCCGUACUUUUAAUUUAGCGGUUUUGUAAAAUGUAAACAAUACCAAAGUAGAUGAGCUUUAUUGAAUUCCAUGAUUCAACAAAACUGAGUGAAGUAGAGAGUUCGCAGUAGUCCCAUUACCUUAGUAUUGCUGUACAACUACUACAAAACUGAGUAAAGUUCUAAACCUACCUCUUCCUCCUCCAGUCUACCCUCGCAGGGCUCACCUCCACAUCUAGGCGUACGUGUUAUCUGCCUGUGUCUCUCUCUAAAAGUAAUAGUUCCGUUAAGCGGAAGGGAUCAUUCAAGACUUAAUUCAGUUCAGGGAGCUCACCAACAUCAGAAAUUGUGCACAAAAUGCACAUUCUUUUCUGCUUUCUAGCCCAAUUUCAAAUUAAUAAACGCGUACUGUUGAAUAAUACAAACUAACUAACCUCGUUUGCGCGCCCUCCCCACAAGCACGAUCACCACACUCUGACCAGUGGGACCAAUGUCCGAGUGUGCAGUUAACCGGCCCCACACACCCUGCUUCGGACGAGGAGCAUAUGGGCAAGUCUAACAGCCACACUGCUAGUCCGACCUGCACCGAGAAUAUGUUUCAUCUGUGGUGACUGGUAAAUAAUACGUACAAUCAAUAAUCAUGUAGU